UACACGUGAAGGAGAGACGAAUUUCUUUUUUUUCCCUGUCAGCUGUCCAUUUAGUGUAAGGAAUGUGUUGUGGGAUAAUAAACAAAAUUUAGUUUAGUUCAAUUUCAGUCUUUACACCAUACCGGACUAACAAUUGAGAUUAUGGUUGAGGCGUGCUGAGAUUUGAGGCCAUAAACUGGACACCGUGAAGUGGUUUUGGCUCUGGUCGGGCUUCAUCAUGUGUGCAGCAGUGAAGUAUGGUUCCCGGGGCCCUGCUCUCAUUCCCCGCAUGAAGACUAAACACCGUAUCUACUACAUCACCCUAUUCUCUGUGGUCCUGCUGGGGUUGAUCGCAACAGGGAUGUUCCAGUUCUGGCCUCACUCCAUUGAGUCCUCCGCUGAAUGGAGUCUGGACCGCCGUAGUGUGCACGACGCUCCUUUGAUCAGGAUACCUGUGAGCAGUCCUAUUCCUGAGAGGGGUGAUCUGAGCUGUCGGAUGCACACUUGCUUUGACGUGUAUCGCUGUGGAUAUAAUCCCAAAAAUAAAAUCAAGGUGUACAUCUAUCCUCUUCAGAGAUUUGUGGAUGAGGUAGGAGUGCCCAUCAGUAGCACUGGCCUGUCUCGAGAAUACAAUGACCUGCUGAGCGCCAUCUCAGACAGUGACUUUUACACUGAUGAUGUGACUAGAGCGUGCCUGUUCAUACCCUCCAUUGAUGUGUUGAAUCAGAACUCUCUGCGGAUUCGUGAAACUGCUCAGGCACUGGCCAUGCUGCCCAGGUGGGACAAAGGCAUGAACCACCUGCUGUUUAACAUGCUUCCUGGAGGACCCCCUGACUACAAUACAGCUCUGGAUGUGCCCAGAGACAGAGCCCUGCUGGCUGGGGGAGGCUUCUCCACGUGGACAUACAGGCAGGGUUAUGAUGUCAGCAUCCCCGUGUAUAGCCCCUUAUCUGCUGAGGUGGACCUUCCUGAAAGGCAACCAGGGCCUCGGCGGUACUUCAUUCUAUCGUCUCAGACGGCCAUCCAUCGGGAAUACCGUGUGGAACUGGAGAGGCUGAAGGAGGAGAAUGGGGAGGCCCUGCUCCUCCUAGACAAAUGCAGUAACCUCUCUCAGGGCUUGGCCUCAGUCAGAAAGCGCUGCUAUAAAGGACAGGUCUACGACUACCCACAAAUCUUACAGGAGUCGUCAUUCUGUGUGGUUCUGCGUGGGGCCCGGCUCGGACAGGCCACUCUCAGUGAUGUGCUGCAGGCCGGAUGUGUCCCCGUCAUCAUGGCUGAUUCCUACAUUCUGCCUUUCUCUGAAGUACUGGACUGGAAAAGGGCAUCCGUUGUCAUUCCAGAAGAAAAGUUGCCUGAGAUGUACACUAUUUUGAAGAGCAUCCCUCACAGACAGGUUGAGGAGAUGCAGAGACAGGCCCGCUGGUUCUGGGAUGCCUACUUCAGCUCCAUGAAGGCUAUUGGCAUGACGACUCUCCAGAUAAUUAAUGAUCGCAUCUACCCAUAUGCAGCUCGUACCUACGAAGAGUGGAACAAUCCUCCUGUAGUUAAAUGGUCAAGUGUGAACAGCCCACUUUUCCUUCCUCUCAUACCACCACGCUCUCCUGGGUUCACGGCUGUGGUGUUGACAUAUGAUCGAAUUGAAAGCCUCUUUAGGGUCAUCACUGAGAUCUCCAAGGUGCCAAGCUUGGCCAAACUGCUGGUGGUGUGGAAUAACCAGAACAAGAGCCCCCCUGAAGAGACACUGUGGCCCAAAGUCGCAGUACCUCUUAAAGUGGUCCGCACCAAAGAAAACAAGCUCAGCAAUCGCUUCUUCCCGUUCGAUGAGAUCGAGACGGAAGCUGUCCUGGCCAUUGAUGAUGACAUCAUCAUGUUGACCUCAGAUGAGCUGCAGUUUGGAUAUGAGGUAUGGCGUGAGUUCCCAGAUAGGCUGGUUGGAUAUCCCGGUCGGCUCCACUUAUGGGACCACGAGAUGGGCAAGUGGAAAUAUGAGUCUGAGUGGACCAAUGAAGUGUCAAUGGUCUUGACUGGAGCUGCGUUCUACCAUAAGUACUUCAACUAUCUCUACACGUAUAAAAUGCCUGGAGACAUCAAGAACUGGGUGGAUGCUCAUAUGAACUGUGAGGAUAUUGCCAUGAAUUUCCUUGUUGCCAACAUCACUGGCAAAGCCCCAAUAAAGGUUACACCUCGAAAGAAAUUCAAGUGCCCGGAGUGCACAGCAAUUGACGGGUUGUCCCUGGACCAGACGCACAUGGUGGAGAGGUCUGAGUGCAUAAACAAAUUUGCCUCUGUGUUCGGCACCAUGCCUCUGAAGGUUGUGGAGCACCGUGCCGAUCCUGUACUCUAUAAAGACGACUUCCCAGAAAAACUCAAAAGUUUCCCCAACAUUGGUAGUCUGUGACACUACCACAAUGACUCUUUCCCAUCACUUUUAUCUAUCAAACAGGCUAUGGGCACUCCAGGAUUUCUCUUUCUUGUUCUGUAUCUGACCUAAUGACUUUUGAGGAGUGCCUUUCCAAUGGCGGUGUGAUGGGAGCUGAUGGACUCUAUAACUUAUUACCAUAUUUUCAUUCUUGAGAACAGUUGCUGAAACAGGACGACACAUCAAGACGGUUGAUGAUUUCUGAGGACGGGUCAGUGCUUAGGUCGGUCUGUCAAUCACAAGCUGAAACCUUCCUUGUGGUUGACCGUAUAUAUGUGUAAGGAAAGUGAACACACAGAGGAGCUAUCUGCUAAACAGCAUAGGAUAUAUUAAUGUAAUUUUACAUUUAUAGUUUAACUUUUUUAUGAUAUGCAUCACGCUGAACAAAUUGUAGCUUAACUUCAACUAAAUAUCUGGGGUGUCGGGAUGGGGCUAUUAGUUUGUUCAUAGGAUAUUGUUUUGCACAGUCACUGAUAGUGAUUUUAAUACUACAGUUUGAGUUAUAUCAGUUUGACAUUUCAUUUUAUAUUCUGUUGCUGACUUUUUGAAUGUUGCUGGAUAAAGUAUUUUAUGUAAAUGUCUAUUUCCCCUAUUUAGGUAAACUCUUAUGUCUGCCUAAUUAAAGCAUAUUUUGUGUAUUAAUAGAUAUCAAAAGACACUAUUUGCAGAGUUGUAUAUACUGUACAGCUGAUAACAACAUGGCUAUAUACCAUGAUAUUGCAAAUAACUCAUUCGUUCAUAAUGUAUUCUAGUUUCAUUUUAGUGUCAUCAUUUCUUCCAUAGAAUUUGGUUGUUUGUUUGUUUGUUUUUUACAUUACGAUGUAUUAUAUGUAAUAAACAGUGAAAAAAAACUAAAAUACUCAAUGUAGGCAUGUGCAUUUUGGCUAUUUUGAAUAUGAUAGUACUUUUUUAACUGGUAUACAUGCGUCUUUGGCCUUUACAUUGCAUCUUGAAGACUUUACGGCAUCUCACAAUGCGAGUGUUGCAUUUUUAAGAUGGUUUGUCAGGUUAAGUUGCGCUCCACCUUGUUGAAACAAGUUGUCAUCCCUUUCUAACCUCAAACAAAUCACAAAA
Molecule: messenger RNA, 3472 nt
Organism: Pimephales promelas (fathead minnow)
Lineage: Eukaryota; Metazoa; Chordata; Actinopteri; Cypriniformes; Leuciscidae
Gene: ext2
Product: exostosin glycosyltransferase 2
Cellular component (GO): membrane
Molecular function (GO): glycosyltransferase activity
Source: RefSeq, a predicted model, not a curated record